GUUACAUCCGCCACGUGGAUUGUCGCACGCGUAUACUAUUGUUGACAUAUGCUGAUUAGUAUUUUUCGGGAUGAAACUAGAUUUACCAUGCCAGCUAUUAACAAAUAUGCUCACAGAUAACGUUAUCUUAUCAUUAAUGCAUCUUCUUCUUUACAUUAAAAAUGAAACGAAAAGUACCGCCGUGAAGAUGGAUAUAUAAAGAAGCUGUACUUUAUCAUAAGAGCAUUCUGUAACAUACAUUGUUCAUUGUGACAUAAUGUUCCGAAAGUCUUUGCUAGUAGUUUUAUUUGUUUGCUGUGAGCAACUCAUAGCUCAAAAUGUUGAACAUUGUUACCAGCUACAAUGCAAUACGACAGUGUACAGUUCCUGCAGCAAGGUCUCCGUGUCUGGUGUGUAUAAGAUUCAACCAGAAAAACCUUUCAAAGAACCGAUGAGCGUACUGUGCGAUCAAGACUACGAAUCCGGAGGAUGGAUUGUGAUUCAACAUCGCUUUGACGGAUCGACGAACUUCUAUCGCAACUGGCAAGAGUACAAAAAUGGAUUUGGAAAUCUGGAUGGGGAAUUCUGGUUGGGUUUGGAUCGCAUUUAUCAUCUGACAGUUUCACGUCCACAUGAGCUGGUAGUCCUUCUGGAAGAUUUCGAAGGGGGGAAAAAGUUUGCUCGAUAUGAUCAUUUUGAAAUUGGUGACGAGAGCCAAACAUACAAUCUUACCAAAGUGGAUGGAUAUUCGGGCACGGCCGGUGAUUCGUUAGCAAUGUCGAAAGGAAUGAAGUUUUCUACCAUCGAUUCGGAUAACGAUACAUCGAAGGAAAGCUGCGCAAUAUAUCACACUGGUGCAUGGUGGUACGCGAGUUGUCAUAAUAGCAAUCUUAACGGCAAGUACUUGCAUGGAGUGACGGCAGAAUAUGCCACCGGGAUGGUAUGGAGAACAUUCCGUGGAUUUAACUAUUCACUGAAAUCAGCAAAAAUGAUGAUAAGACCCAAAGUUGCUUAAGCUGGAGCUACUACAAAAGCUGAAACAAAAUGAAGAUGUACAAAAAAUAAACAAUUU
This is a messenger RNA of Anopheles funestus (African malaria mosquito), 1051 nucleotides long. Its product is annotated as ryncolin-1-like. The transcript has 2 exons. The record is from RefSeq and is a predicted model, not a curated record. The coding region runs from base 257 to 994 and encodes 245 amino acids. NCBI's taxonomy places the organism in Eukaryota, Metazoa, Arthropoda, Insecta, Diptera, Culicidae.